GCUCUUUCUAAAUCUUCCGUAUUUGGGUGAGGCGCUGAGCUAACUCCCAACUCCCCUCACCACCUCUGCAUCACCGGAUUCACCACUACUACCACCACCGGUAGCAGCGGCGACAGCAGCAGCGGAAGCAAAUAUGCAGGCCCUCCAGUCACCAACACUCCGAGUUUCUCCACUGGACCCUCUCCGCAAGCAAUCUCCUCAACUCACCAAUAUCAAGCCCACCACCACCACCAAGAAGAACCCUUCUACUCUGAUCUGUGCUGUAGCCCCAACAACAUCAGCCCCCAAGAGAGAGACUGACCCCAAGAAGAGAGUCGUCAUCACGGGAAUGGGUCUCGUCUCCGUCUUUGGAAACGACGUCGAUACCUAUUACGAUCGUCUCCUCGCCGGAGAGAGCGGCAUUAGUCUCAUCGAUCGGUUUGAUGCUUCCAAAUUCCCAACCAGGUUCGCUGGCCAAAUCCGGGGGUUCACUUCCCAGGGUUACAUCGACGGCAAGAACGACCGUCGCCUCGACGACUGUCUCCGUUACUGCCUCGUCUCUGGCAAGAAGGCCCUCGAAAAUGCUGGCCUUGGUGGCGACAACCUCUCCAAGAUUGACAAGGAGCGAGCUGGUGUGCUUGUUGGGACAGGAAUGGGCGGCCUUACAGUGUUCUCUGAUGGUGUUAAAGCUCUAAUAGAGAAAGGUCACAGGAAAAUUACUCCAUUUUUUAUUCCUUAUGCUAUAACAAACAUGGGGUCUGCUUUGCUUGCAAUUGAACUUGGUUUCAUGGGUCCAAACUAUUCAAUCUCGACUGCUUGUGCUACAUCCAAUUAUUGUUUUUAUGCUGCUGCCAACCACAUCCGGCGAGGUGAAGCUGAUCUAAUGAUUGCUGGUGGAACUGAAGCUGCAAUUAUUCCCAUUGGGUUAGGUGGAUUUGUUGCAUGCAGAGCUUUGUCACAGAGAAAUGAUGAUCCACAAACUGCUUCAAGGCCUUGGGACAAGGAACGAGAUGGCUUUGUUAUGGGAGAAGGUGCUGGAGUGUUGGUAAUGGAGAGUUUGGAGCAUGCAAUGAAGCGUGAUGCACCAAUUAUUGCUGAAUACUUGGGAGGUGCAGUUAACUGUGAUGCUUAUCAUAUGACUGAUCCAAGAGCUGAUGGACUUGGUGUUUCUUCAUGUAUUGAGAGCAGCCUUGAAGAUGCUGGUGUGUCUCCAGAGGAGGUUAACUACAUAAAUGCACAUGCAACUUCCACAAUUGCUGGUGACCUGGCUGAGGUGAAUGCUAUUAAAAAGGUAUUCAAGAGCACUAAAGAGAUCAAAAUAAAUGCAACCAAGUCUAUGAUAGGGCACUGCCUUGGUGCAGCUGGAGGCCUAGAAGCCAUUGCUACAGUGAAAGCCAUUACUACAGGGUGGUUGCAUCCUAGUAUAAACCAAUUUAACCCAGAGCCUUCAGUGGAGUUUGACACUGUCGCAAAUAAAAAGAAACAGCAUGAAGUGAAUGUUGCCAUUUCAAAUUCUUUUGGUUUUGGAGGACAUAACUCAGUUGUGGCAUUCUCAGCAUUCAAGCCUUGAUUGUCAAUCAUAUUUGAUUCGGGAAGAAAUAAAAACAAAAAAUCUUGCUUAUCCAAGAAUUCCCAGAUUGUAUCUCUUAUAGAGGCUAGCAUAUCCCUUAAAUCUGAUUUUCUCUUUAAAAUUGCAAUUUUGUAGUAGUACUCAAACCAAAUUAACUUUCACAGCUUUCUGUAAUACAUUUUAUUAGUUUAAGGGCCGGUAUUUAGUGCCUAAUUUAAGAAUCUGCAAGACAUUUUACUAAUUGUUAA
Messenger RNA from Nelumbo nucifera (sacred lotus), 1797 nucleotides. It is a transcript of the gene KASI, whose product is annotated as 3-ketoacyl-acyl carrier protein synthase I. Gene Ontology annotation, cellular component: mitochondrion. The record is from RefSeq and is a predicted model, not a curated record. NCBI's taxonomy places the organism in Eukaryota, Viridiplantae, Streptophyta, Magnoliopsida, Proteales, Nelumbonaceae. Gene Ontology annotation, biological process: fatty acid biosynthetic process. Gene Ontology annotation, molecular function: 3-oxoacyl-[acyl-carrier-protein] synthase activity.